AUGGCCCGGAGAUGUGAUUUAGCGAGCGCGCAAGGUUACUCUCAGCCGUAUAAGCGGGUAUGGAAGCACACAAGGGAUCAGGACACGAAUACGGGAUUGACGCAGUACAUGAGCGGUAAGUACGUAGUCAAUCGAGUAAAGAAGAGAAAAGCGAAGCUACGAAAUUUUACCGGAUCUGCAUCCCGGAACGCAUCAAAGAUGAAUCAUAGACUUCUCAACAAUAUGCGGGAAGCCAAGUGCAUGAAGUACGGCCGGCACCGUGGCAAGGUUAUUUGGGGUUACGUCAUCUUUGCGCACGCUCUUUCCUACCAUCCAUGGCGUACAACUCAGCGAUCGUCAUCCGAAUGGUCCACGGACCGGGAGAAAUUACCACUGACACGCCGGAGCGGUUACUUAAUCUGUAGACGAGCUUGGAGGAGAAGGAAGUUUAACUUGCUGAAUAGCUGGCCUCUUUCUUCUGCAAUAAACGUGACCCACCCGGAGUCGGGUUUCCUGUUCGACCACGCGUCUUUUCUCAUACAGCUUCCGUUCAUCGCAACGCCACAGAUAAUGCUAUUCGUAUUUCUGCCCAAAGAGGUACACAAGAUGCCGAGUAAGAUUGAGGAUAUGCGACAGGUGGACCCUAUCGUUUUUUCGUCAAGUUUCCCAAGUCGCACGCACAUACACUCGGUUGGCACGUUGCACGACGCAUGGAGAUUCUCGGGUGUCUUUCAGGCUGAUUUGCACCCUACCCACCAUUUAACCGCUUGUGUCCUGUUUCACCGAGGAAAGGCGGCUGGACCAUCAGAUAAAAGGUAUCUGUCUAUCGAGGAUGAUGACACCGACGACGAGCUUGUGGUGUUGCAGGAAACUGGGAACCCGUCGUUGGCUGCCACCUGCAGGUGUAUUCUGAUUCGUGCGUACGAGUCAAGAUUGUUCAUAAGCACUGCUAUCUGCGAGCCGCAGGAUAACAUGUGCAUCGUACCGGAAAUUUCAAUGACAGAUGAGGUUACAGAGCUAUCGAAGAGGAUUGGCGAAAAGGAUGUGGGGUGCAGAGGGGUCGCAGGAAAGUCAGGUCAAGGCAACGCGGUUUUUUAUGAGUGCUUCCUCCUCGAUCUAUCAUUGUCAUCGCAGGUAACCCUCCUCCUGCUAUCCAUCCUAUACCGAUCCUUGGCUGACACGAUCAACUGCCAGAUCAAAGAAGCCGAGUCUGAUAAAAGCGAGGUCAAGACGAGGUCUUCGGGUUACUUGUGCUUCCUAGUCGAGUUGCCCUUCAUCACUUCGUUGCGGAGGUACAAGGUGCUAUCCUACCUUACGUUCAGUGGGAGAGCCUUGUCCAGUAGGUCGGUCGGUACAAGGAGGUACACCGAGUCACCAUGCAAGACUUAUUAUAUACCAGAGGUAGAUGCGGUCAUCAUAUCGCCUAGGCAGAUGUACGAUGAGCGCCAUAUUCGAACAGACUCUGCCGCUCCAUAUCUUCACUCUCCUAUGCAACGAAGAGUACACACGUACCCAAGGGACGGGCCAGGAGAAUUUUGCGAGCGACACUUGCGAGCUUGCGUUCAACUGCGUUCAUUUGCGUUCAACUCAAGUUGA
Messenger RNA from Desarmillaria tabescens, 1575 nucleotides. RefSeq lists its product as uncharacterized. The transcript has 12 exons. Bases 1 to 1575 code for a protein of 524 amino acids. The record is from RefSeq and is a predicted model, not a curated record. NCBI's taxonomy places the organism in Eukaryota, Fungi, Basidiomycota, Agaricomycetes, Agaricales, Physalacriaceae.